Molecule: messenger RNA, 568 nt
Organism: Drosophila biarmipes
Lineage: Eukaryota; Metazoa; Arthropoda; Insecta; Diptera; Drosophilidae
Exons: 2
Coding region: 99-302 (67 amino acids)
Source: RefSeq, a predicted model, not a curated record
CUAAUCAGAAUCGAAUAACCUGUCGCCAGGGAGAUAGUGCUCAUUUCGAAGUAGUUUUCAGGCUGAUAUAUUCUAAGGUCUGGAGAUAACCCGAAAAAAUGGAUUCGAAGAAAACGUUAGCCUGGUUCUUUGGGCUGCCAUCGGUGCGCUACGCCCAGAUCUUUAUGGCCAUGGCGGGCGAUCUGCUGGCCCUGACCAACCUGUACCCCAAGCACUCGAGGUACAUUUCGAGUCCUUUUCUGCUGUGGCAGGAUCUGCAGGAGGAGAAAACCCCCCGGACUAGGCCGUCUCUCCACAUCUAACACAUUUAUAUUUACUUAUGCACGUGGGAGACGACUUUUUUGACCCGUCCAACCUUGAGAUUCAAUGCCAAUGCCAGGCCCAUGACUUCACUUGUAUCUGGAUGCUCGGUGCUGGUUAAAUAUACUUCAUGUUCUGCAGCUCAGGACCCGAGCGCCUCGUGAGCCUCUUCAAAUGCCCGGCCACAUUAACUCGACUCCUCAUUAAAGUCCAAAAAUUCGAAAGUUUCGACCGCCGUCGUCUGGAAAUAAACGUCAAUUUAAGCGAA